Molecule: messenger RNA, 603 nt
Organism: Alexandromys fortis (reed vole)
Lineage: Eukaryota; Metazoa; Chordata; Mammalia; Rodentia; Cricetidae
Product: arylacetamide deacetylase-like 2
Exons: 1
Biological process (GO): triglyceride catabolic process
Cellular component (GO): cytosol
Molecular function (GO): sterol ester esterase activity; triacylglycerol lipase activity
Source: RefSeq, a predicted model, not a curated record
CUACAGAAUGAUCCAGAAUACAGAAACAAAAUUAAGGCACAAGCCAUGCUAUACCCUAAGCUACAGGCAAUUGAUACGUGGAUGCCAUCUUAUCGAGAGUAUGAAAAUGGUCCCUUUUUGACAAGAAAGUUAGCAAUUAAGUUGUCAAUCCGAUAUGUAACAGAAGAUGAAGAACUGCCAGAGGCAAUACUGAGAAAUGAGUACAUGCCUGAAGGAUCAAGAGACUUGUUCAAGUUUGUGAACUGGAGUCACUUCCUUCCUGAGAAGUAUAAGAAGAACCAUGUUUAUAGGGAGCCCGUUCUUGGGAAGCUGAAUGCUUCCUGUCCAGGACUUCUGGAUAGUAGAGUAUCACCUUUGUUAGUCAAUGACUCCCAGUUACAAAAUUUGCCAUUAACUUAUAUCAUCACAUGUGAACAUGACAUCCUAAGAGACGAUGGACUUAUUUAUGUCACCCGACUCAGAAAUGCAGGAGUUCCAGUUACACAUGAACACAUAAAGGAUACAAUCCAUGGAGCCAUAUCAUUUGUCACAGCACCAAUGUAUUUACAUUCAGGUUUGAGAAUAAUAGAUAAGUAUAUAAGUUGGCUACAAGAAAAUCUAUAA